Molecule: messenger RNA, 978 nt
Organism: Pelobates fuscus (common spadefoot toad)
Lineage: Eukaryota; Metazoa; Chordata; Amphibia; Anura; Pelobatidae
Product: olfactory receptor 10A7-like
Exons: 1
Coding region: 1-978 (325 amino acids)
Biological process (GO): G protein-coupled receptor signaling pathway
Cellular component (GO): membrane
Molecular function (GO): olfactory receptor activity; G protein-coupled receptor activity
Source: RefSeq, a predicted model, not a curated record
AUGCAUGUUACGAACCAGACCAGGGUCACUGAGAUUCUUCUCCUAGGAUUUCAGGAUCUACUACAUUUCAAGAUGUUAUUUUUAUUUUCCCUUCCUGUUUUCCUUAUUGUGACCAUAUUUGGAAAUAUUCUGAUUAUUUGGCUGGUGGCAUCUAACAGCAGUCUCCAGUCUCCCAUGUACUUCUUCCUAACCCAACUGUCCAUUUCUGAUUUACUUGUAACAACAAACAUUGUCCCUAACACACUUUAUAUUAUAUUUAAUGAAGGAGGCACUAUGUCUCUUUCAGGUUGCAUUGUUCAGUUUUAUUUUUUUGCUUGUUCUGAAGCCUCUGAAUGUUUCCUCCUGACUCUAAUGGCUUAUGACAGGUAUCUGGCCAUCUGUAACCCUCUGAGAUACAGCAUGUUAAUGAACCCCUUGGUAUGUGUUACAUUUGCUAUCAUUUCUUGGUUGUUAAGCUUUUCUCUGGAAUUGAUUUUACUAAUAUCAACAAUGUUUCUUCAAUUUUGUGGUACAAAUGUUAUUGACCAUUUUUUCUGUGACCUUGUCCCACUAUUAAAACUUUCUUGCUCAGACACCACUUUUUUUGAAAUGGAAGUUCUCAUAAUGAGUGUACCAUGUUGUUUUAUUCCACUUCUAAGUAUUGCUGUUUUUUAUGUAUAUAUUGUGAAGGCUGCAAUAAGGAUCUCCACCAUAAAUGGAAAGUCAAAAGUAUUCUCCACUUGCAGCUCCCAUCUAAUGGUGGUUUCAAUAUUCUAUGGCUCAUUAAUUGGAAUUUAUAUGCUUCCAACUAAGGGAAAAUCUAUGACUGUAAACAAAAUUGUAUCCUUAUUAUACACCGUGGUGACUCCUAUGAUUAACCCGAUUAUAUAUAGUCUGAGAAAUAGUGAUAUCAAAAAAGUUUUGAAAAAAAAAAAAGCUUGUUGUCAUUACAACAUUGGUAUGGGUAUUGUAAGGAUUAGGAUCCUACUCCAAAUUUAG